GGGAAUGUCCUCUGUCAAGGAUGCUGCAGUACAACAGCUCCAAGGCGGAAAUAGUAAAACCCCUUCUUCCUGUAAAUCAACUAGCAGCCCAGGUAACUACAGAGCACAGGAGAAAGGGAGAAAACCCAUGGACAAUGCUAUCGCAGCUGAAUUUUAAAAAGCUUUGGAAACAGAUGUUCUACAGCCACAAAAAGCUCUGCUCCACACAGCAUGGACUGUGUGAGUAAGCAGAAAGCUGUACGUGCCAGCUAAGCAAAGACUAAGGACUAUAUAAAUGUGCCACAACUCAAAAGUAGUAGGACAUUUUGGGUACACCUUCUCAAAAGACAAUUCUGGUGACCCUCACUCAAGAAAGACAUUGAAAAUUAUGUUUCCAGCUACCCCAUCUGUGCUUCAGCCAAAUGGAGGCAAGGAAAAUUGCCUGGGCUACUCCAAACAAUAGCUGAACCAUGGAUUUUAUUGCGGAGCUCCCCCAAAACUUGGGAAACACUGUAAUUGAGUCAUCACCAACUUAUUCUCUAAGCAAGUCUACUUCAUCCCUUGCCAGAAAAUUCCCACAGCUAAAGCAUUGGCAAAGAUGUUCCUACAUUACAUUUACCACCUACAAAGGGCCCCACAAUGCAUUAUUUCAGACAGAGGGAUCCACAUCAAAGUUCUGGAGAGCUUUUCUGGACCUCUUAGGAACCAACCAAAGACUAAAUUCUAGUCACCGUCCUCAGACAAAUAGCAGGACUAAACAAUCGAACACAGUACUGGAACAAUACCUGCAUUGUUUUAUUAACUACCAACAAGAUGAUUGGACGGAUCUCUUGCCAGUUGCUGGAAGUAGCUUAUAAUAAUGCUGUGCACAGCAGCACAGGCUUCAUGCUGUUUCAAGUGGCAACUGGGCAAGAUUUUUAACUGAUGCCUGAAUUACCAGCCCAGGAAUCCAUAUUUCCUCUUUAAAGGAGUGGAUUAAUCAAUUGAAAAACAUGUGGCCAGCAGUGGGUAAUGCUUUAGCAGAUGCCCAGGCAGCUUACAAAGUCCAGGCUGACAAAAGAAAUGUAGAACCGAACUCAUUCCACAUUAGGGACCAUGUAUACCUGUCCACCCGGUUCCCACACAUAGCGGCCCUAUGUGGAUUGUUGAAGCAAUGCACGAAGAUGUGCCAUACAGAUCAAAGAGAGUGCAAGUGGGUGCACAAGAGAUGCCAAAGGGGUCAGGAAGAGUCUACAAAUGUGCAAAUGUGCGCGAGAACCACAAAAUAGGGAGGAUGUAUGUAACAGGCUCCAUGCGCUGAGUUGCAUGAGGUGCCAGGAUCCGUUUUUUAUGAACCCAUGUUGAUCACAGAUUAUAACCUUGUUUGCUUCUCAGUGUUCACAGAUUUGCUGCUUGAUUAUCUUUUUCAAGAUCUUCCCAGUUAUUGAUGUCAUGCUGAUUAGUCUGUAAUUUCCUGAAUCUGUUUUUUUCCCCUUUUUUAAACAUGGAGACCACAUCAAUUCUUUUCCAGUCUUCAGGUAGUUCCCAGGUGAUCUAAGAACUUUGAAAGAUAUGUUUCAGUGAUUCUGAAAUCACGUCUGCCAGUUUCUUCAGAGCUUUGGGAUGUAGUCUGUCAGUACCUGGUGGUUUCAGUCCCUCUAUUACUGACAGGAACAUGGACUCCAUUUAAUCCGGCAACUGUAAGAUCUAUUUUAUCUAUGUUUGACAGAGAAAACAAAGGUGGUGUAAACUUCAAUGAAUUCACAGGAGUCUGGAAAUAUAUCUCUGAUUGGCAGAACAUUUUUCGCAGAUAUGAUAGAGACAACUCUGGAAUGAUUGACAAACAUGAAUUAAAGCAAGCCCUAACAGGUUUUGGAUACCGACUGACUGACCAGUUCUACGAUCUCUUGAUUCAGAAAUUUGACAGGCAAAGAAGAGGGCAAGUGGCUUUUGAUGACUUCAUUCAGUGCUGUGUUGUACUGCAGAAAUGGACAGAUGUCUUCAGACGCUAUGAUACUGAUCAGGACGGCUGGAUACAAGUGUCUUAUGAACAAUAUCUUUCUAUGGUUUUCACUGUUGUAUGAUGUAAAUAUUGUAUAUGAUUGCGGAAUAGAACUUGCAUACAAAUAGUCUCGACUUACAGCCAUAAUUGAGCCAAAAUUUCUGUUGCUAGGCAAGGCAGUUAUUAAGUGAGUUCCCCAUUUUUGCCUUUUUUGCAAUCAUUGAGGUUGUUAAGUGAACCCCCCACACACACUGACUUUUCUUGUCGGAAGCCAGCUGGGAAGGUUACAAAUGACCAUCACAUGACAAUGCAGCUGUCUUAAAAACAUGCCAAGUGCCCAGAUUUUGUCUCAUGACCAUGGAGAUGCUGCAAAAGUUGUAAGUUUGAAAAAUGGACAUGUCACUUUUUUCUGUGCAGCUAUAACUACGAAUAGUCACUAAACAAAUGGUUGUAAGUCAAGAAACACCUGUAAGAAAAAUAGAUUCCUUUUCUCCAUAUAACACAAUUAGUUUAGAAAUACAUUGCUUAAAGAUUCUGUUUCUCAUUGCAAAAGGUGCUAUAGCUACAAGAUUCUGCAUUGUAUCAUGUAUAUUUUAUUGCUGGAAGUAAUCUUUAAACGCGAAACAGUAGAAUUCUUGUUCAGAUUUGCACACUAUUGCAUAUAUCUUUUUAAAAUAGAAAACAGAAAAUAAAUGAAACUUUUAUCCUGUGUCUUCACAGAAAUAAUAACCUUAAAUAUGCCAGAUGUCAAGAUAACUUUUUUGUAUUUUUCUCCCAUUUAGAUUAGGUUUCAUCUGCUUGUACCAUUUAUCUUUUUUUAAAAAAAAAAAAAAAUGUUACUCUUCUUCCUGGGAUUUUUUAAUUCUGGGUAAGCAGAAUUUAAGAGAUUUAUUAUUAAAGCUAAUAUUUCUUCUUUUUCCUUAUUUUUGGGUGUAAUUAAAAUGUUUUCUGCCUUUCCUCUCUGGCUUGGAGUUAUAACUGGAUAUGAAUACACGCCUGCAGUCUUCUAUGUAUAAAAUGUUUUCUAACUAAGCAUUUUGCAACUUUGGGUGGAGUUUUACCUUCAGUAGUUACUGUGCUUAGAAUGUGCUGCCAGCCUAAAUAAUACCUUUCUACAUGCACUAAGAUCUACUCUACUCUGGAAUGGUACAUGGCCACAAAGGGCUGCAGUUUCCACCGUGUCUAAUUUACUAUUCCAUUUACUAGUUUACUAUUCUGCAUCAGGAGCCCAUCUUUUGUAUGGCAAGUAACCAUUUACUUUCUCUAUCUUAAAUCACAAAACACAAAACUUACUGAAACAAAUUUUAUUCUUUUAAAUUUCAUGGAAGAGUAUUGGUCUUGAUUUACAUGACAAAUGAAAACCCUAAAUAAUAGAACUGAUAGCCUCAUUUAAAAUAUAUUGAUAUAUAUAUUUCCAAUGGUGUUGACUUAAUGCCAUUAAAUCAAAAUUACAAAUAAAAACAGUAACUAGAA
Crotalus tigris (Tiger rattlesnake) is the source of this 3433-nucleotide messenger RNA. RefSeq names its product programmed cell death 6 (gene PDCD6). The transcript is spliced from 5 exons. The record is from RefSeq and is a predicted model, not a curated record. Bases 1677 to 2042 code for a protein of 121 amino acids. Gene Ontology annotation, molecular function: calcium ion binding. NCBI's taxonomy places the organism in Eukaryota, Metazoa, Chordata, Lepidosauria, Squamata, Viperidae.